AAGUAAGACAAAAUAAAGAUCCACCCCUUUCGAACGGAUACACAUUUUGUCGAUCUUUUGAAAAUGAAUAUUAUAUCUGCCGUUUCCAUUAAGGUAAAACAAGCCUAAAGGUUUUUUCCGACAUCGACUAAACUUGGUUCAAUAGAAACCUGCCCGGGCUUCUUCUGUAUUUAUAUCACUCAGCUUGGUUUCGCUUCCCCGCAAUUCUCCGCCCUUUCAGAAAGUACACAAUAAACUCUCAAGAGCGGCCUGAAGCAAAUAUAGCGGAACAUUUCAGUGUCGCUGGACAGCACAGAACAUCUAUUGGGCAACAUGCAAUCUACGGUGUUUACUAUCUCGUUUGUCAAACUAUUCUGCUUAACUUUACAUGGAAUGACAGCAGUGUUAGCUGAACUUCCAAGUCCCAGUAACAUCAGAAUUACCUCCAUCAACAUGGGACUAGUGUUGGAGUGGGAUCCCCCUCAGAACCACACGGGAAACCUCACCUACAGAUCAGAAUACAAGUGGAAGAGCAUCAGGAACAGCUACCGGGUCGUAUGUUUGGACACAACUGCCCUAUGCUGUGACUUCACCAGACAUCUAAACAAAUUUGGAGUGUACACUUUGCAAGUGAGGGCAGAACGAGAGGGAGAGACAUCUCACUGGGUGGAGACUAAGGAGUUUGUCAUGGAUGAACACACCACUUUAGGCCCUCCCAGUGUGACUCUAGUCUCCAGUGGUGCGAACAUUGAAGUGAGCAUCGAAGACCCAGUGCUCAGGAUCUCUGAGUUUAAAGAGAUCUACAAUCAUGCAACCUUUAACAUCACCUACUGGAAGGAGGGCCAGGAGAAGAAGGUCAAACGGAUGAAUGGCAUCCAACUGCAUGAAGUGGUGUUGGAGCUGGAGCAAUGGACCAGGUACUGUUUUCAGGUCUGGGUGGUAACCGAAAGGUUCUUCAAACAAAGCCAGCCCAGCAACGUUACGUGUGAGAGCACCGCUAAGGGCAAGGACAGGCCCUGGGUGAUGGCCCUGGGGAUGUUUGUGGUGAUGGCUGUGUCUGUGCCCCUGGUGGUUCUAGCAUUCUGGCACUGCUACAGGGUGGUCAGCUUCCUCAGACCCAAGGUCAAGCUGCCUGGACAUUUCACAGUGUACUUGUUGGAUCCUCAGUGCUCCUCCAUCCUGGCCUUGCAGAGCAGCCCCCAGCCUGAUGAGGUGUACCAUGAGGUCAGCAUCAUGCCUGCGGGGACAGAGACAGAGAGAGAGCGCCCUCUGGUGGACAGAACAUAAAGCACAUAACCAGACUGACUGACAAUACAAAAGAAAGGCAGUGUUCGAGAGCAUCAACACCGCGACUGACAGGCCGAUCUAUAAAUAAUAUUAAGUUGUUGUUUAUGAUGCAAGGUGAUUGGUUGAUCAGUCAGUCUUGACUCGCCUUUAAUGUCGGCUGCACCCAAUCACAAAGAUCUUGAAGUGGAUGGGGAAGAUAUGGGUGAAAGACUGAUGUGAGGAAGAAACGAAGACAUCAAUGGAUGGCAGAGAAGAGGACGUAUCUCUUAGUGAGAAAUAAUAGUCUAACUGCCAUCAGGGAUUUAGUUAUUUAUUUAUCCCUGUGAUGAAAUUCUAAGAGAGAUAAUUUAGUGUAAUGCAGGUGUCAUCUACUAGAUUCAGCUGCAGGCCCGAUUUUUAUCUCUUGGGGGUUUGGAAAAAAGAAUUACAAAUCAUUUGUGAUCGUAUGCAAAUUAGCCGCAAGAACCCAAACAAAUAUAUUUGACUGAAACAAUCAUUUCAGACCUUGUUUCCAUUUGUAUACAAUCACAUGUUCCUCUCUAUGAUGCCUAAAAUCACUACGAGCUGAUUUCCUGCUGUUAAAAAUAAAAUAAAACAUUUGACUGAGAACUUGUGAUAUCGUGAGUAUAGGGCAAUGGAAUGGUGACCCACUAUUCCACCAGAGAGAGUUCUCAUUAUGAGCUGACUGAUACGACACACUCCAAAUAAUUUUAUGGAAAAUCAAGACAUCAUGACAUCAUCAGCAAUGGGUCUACAAUGGAUUCUGAAAGUAUUCAGCCCCCUUCACUUUUUCCUCAUUUUGUUGCAUUACAGCCUUAUUCUAAAAUGUAUUAAAAAUAUAUAUUUAAAAAAUCCUCA
This is a messenger RNA of Oncorhynchus nerka (sockeye salmon), 2124 nucleotides long. Its product is annotated as interleukin-10 receptor subunit beta-like. Gene Ontology annotation, molecular function: cytokine receptor activity; protein binding. The record is from RefSeq and is a predicted model, not a curated record. Lineage: Eukaryota; Metazoa; Chordata; Actinopteri; Salmoniformes; Salmonidae. The transcript is spliced from 7 exons. Bases 313 to 1266 code for a protein of 317 amino acids. Gene Ontology annotation, biological process: cytokine-mediated signaling pathway. Gene Ontology annotation, cellular component: plasma membrane.